Messenger RNA from Trypanosoma rangeli, 453 nucleotides. RefSeq names its product large subunit ribosomal protein L31e. NCBI's taxonomy places the organism in Eukaryota, Euglenozoa, Kinetoplastea, Trypanosomatida, Trypanosomatidae. The record is from RefSeq and is a predicted model, not a curated record. The annotation marks the transcript as partial. The transcript has a single exon. Gene Ontology annotation, cellular component: ribosome; cytosolic large ribosomal subunit. Gene Ontology annotation, molecular function: structural constituent of ribosome. Gene Ontology annotation, biological process: cytoplasmic translation.
AUGACACGUGCUGGCUUCAAGGGUAAGGUGCUCGGUAAGGAGCGCAAGCAGGCGCUGCUGGAUGCCCGCAAGAAGGCUGUUGCCUCCCGCAAGGCGCGUGACGACCGCCGCUGGAAGCGCGUGCUGGCGAAGAUGGACUCUGAGAAGCGCAAGAAGUAUCACGGCGUUGGCAACACCGCUGAGCGCUCGCGCGUGCGUGGCUCUACCCGUGCCGCGCUUCGCAAGCAGACCGGCCGCAAGCCUGACAACAUCACUGUGGAGGCAACUAUCCACCUGGCGAAGCUGCUCAAGAAGAAGACCUUCCACAAGCGCGCGCCCAUCGCCAUCAAGCGCAUCAAGGCCUUUGUUGGCAAGCUGAUGAAGACGAAGGACAACCGCAUCGACGCCUCUUUGAACACGUACAUUUGGCACAAGGGCGUGAAGGGUGUUCCUGGCCGUGUUCGCGUGCACGUG